This is a messenger RNA of Staurois parvus, 404 nucleotides long. Lineage: Eukaryota; Metazoa; Chordata; Amphibia; Anura; Ranidae. The record is from the annotation of a GenBank genome assembly.
GUGCCACUUUCAGGUCUCCUCACACUGCUGGUGUGUUCCAUUUUUUGUCAUAGGGUGCUGGCAGAUUACGGGCCUCCCAUAGCUGCUGCCAGGCCCCUAAUCUGCCAUGGGCCCCUGUACCGCCUCCUCAUGCUGCUGCCAGGUCCAGAGUGUGUCAUGGGUCCCUGUACGGCCUCCCAUUGCUGCUGUCUCCAUCGCCACACUCUGCCAUGUGCCACUUUCAGGUCUCCUCACACUGCUGGUGGUUUCCAUUUUUGUCAUAGGGUGCUGUAUGGCCUCCCAUUGCUGCUGCCUCCACCGCCACACUGUGGCUCCACACUCUGGUUUUUGGCCCCGUGACUGCCCAAAUGAGUGAAGUGUGCGGUGAUUCUAAGAUCGACGGCACUCAUCUGCAUGUCAUACUG